This is a messenger RNA of Dentiscutata erythropus, 258 nucleotides long. The record is from the annotation of a GenBank genome assembly. NCBI's taxonomy places the organism in Eukaryota, Fungi, Glomeromycota, Glomeromycetes, Diversisporales, Gigasporaceae.
AUGAUUACUGAAAGUGAUUUAAAAGACUUAGGUUUAAAUUAUUAUGAUAUUAGUCAAUUUAAAAAUAUUAAGAGAAUUGGUGGCGGAGCGUUUGCAGAUGUGUAUCAUGCAGAGUUAAUAAACUCGAAUUUAAAGCAUGUUGCAUUGAAAAUCUUCAGUCAAGUUGAAGUAUCUGAGGCUUCUCGAAAAGCUAUAUUAAAAGAGGAUGAUCCAAAAAAACGUCCUACUAUUGAUAAAGUUGUAGAUGAACUUAGGUGA